Messenger RNA from Lotus japonicus, 823 nucleotides. Its product is annotated as protein RADIALIS-like 4. The record is from RefSeq and is a predicted model, not a curated record. Bases 154 to 447 code for a protein of 97 amino acids. The transcript is spliced from 2 exons. NCBI's taxonomy places the organism in Eukaryota, Viridiplantae, Streptophyta, Magnoliopsida, Fabales, Fabaceae. Gene Ontology annotation, molecular function: DNA-binding transcription factor activity.
AGCAACAACAAUGACAUACACCCUACAACUCAUCACACCCACAUUCUUCCAAGCACAUCCACUAGUAUAUAAAGGGUAGCACUGUUAUCCUCAUUCUCAUAGCUCAACCAUAAAAACAUUGAAUUUUCAUUACCAUUGUUGUGUUGCUGCAAUAUGACUUCAAGUUCAGGUUGGACAACAAAGCAGAACAAGAGAUUUGAGAAUGCUCUGGCCAUUUACGAUAAGGACACGCCGGAUCGGUGGCAGAAACUGGCCCGGGCCGUCGGAGGGAAGACAGUGGAGGAAGUGAAGAAGCAUUAUGAGAUGCUUGUGGACGACUUGAAGCAGAUUGAGGAAGGUCAUGUGCCCUUGCCUAACUACAGAAAUGCUGCAACAAUAGGAGGCAGCAACAAAGGUUACACUUAUAUGGAUGAAGAACAAAGGAUGAAAUUUCUAAGCCUCCAGUGAAGUAUGAAAGUGGCAGAGCCAGAUUUGGUGGGGGGAAAAAAGAGGAGACCUUAACAUAUUACCAAUCAAAUUAAGUGCAAGAUCAAAUUGCAUAUGCACCUAGAUUGGUUCUAUAAUAAAAAAAGCAUUUUUUUGUUUUCCCCUUACUUUCUAUUCAUGUCAAGUAUCACUCCUUUGUUACAUGGAGAAGCUAUAAAACGUAACUUCUGUAAUUGUAUGCUUUGGAUAAUGUGUUUGCCCUGAACUCAAACACACUCUUUCUUAACUGUUUUAAUUGUAUAAAUCAAAUUAUCUCAAGGAUAUGCCCCUAUUGGCCUAUUUUGAUGGUAAAGCAUGGCCAUUGAAUAUCAGUUUCGGUCAAAUUCUUUUUAAUUUA